Sinocyclocheilus grahami is the source of this 4137-nucleotide messenger RNA. Its product is annotated as MBT domain-containing protein 1-like. The record is from RefSeq and is a predicted model, not a curated record. NCBI's taxonomy places the organism in Eukaryota, Metazoa, Chordata, Actinopteri, Cypriniformes, Cyprinidae. The coding region runs from base 144 to 2261 and encodes 705 amino acids. The transcript has 17 exons. Gene Ontology annotation, cellular component: nucleus. Gene Ontology annotation, biological process: negative regulation of DNA-templated transcription. Gene Ontology annotation, molecular function: chromatin binding; zinc ion binding.
UUGAGCCAUGGCAAUUGUUGAUAAUCAACUGGAGUUAUUUUUUUCCUUUAGAGUAAAAUAAUUUCAAGCCAGGCCCUUUCCCCCAGGGGGGCUUUUGGACCAUACCACAACGAACAUAAGAUACCGACUUGCAUGAAGGGCUAAUGGAAAACCCAAGGGAUAUGGCUGAGCACACACACCGCUCGGAGAGGAAGAGAAGAGAUUCGUUCGGGAUGUUUGACGGGUAUGACAGCUGCAGUGAAGACAGCAGUAGCAGCUCCAGCUCAGAGGACAGCGAGGAUGAAGUCCCCAGCAUGCCCGCCAGCCUGCCAAUCAUCAAAAACAACGGCCAGGUGUACACCUAUCCUGAUGGAAAAGCAGGAAUGGCAACCUGUGAGAUGUGUGGUAUGGUUGGUGUACGAGAUGCUUUCUACUCUAAAACAAAGAGAUUCUGCAGUGUAUCCUGCUCUAGAAGCUAUUCCUCCAAUUCUAAAAAGGCCAGUAUACUGGCAAGACUUCAGGGUAAACCACCUACGAAAAAAGCAAAAGUCUUACAGAAACAGCCAUUAAUGGCAAAGUUGGCAGCUUACGCACAGUAUCAAGCAAAUCAACAGAACCAAGCUAAAUCAAAAUCAAUGGUUCCUGUUGAAAGCUUUGACUGGGGCCAGUACGUUUGUAGCAAUAAUCUUGUUGGGGCACCAGUCAGCUGUUUCAAACAUGUGCCCAUGGGUAUGUGCUGGGGUGACAUAGCAGAGGGGAUGAGGGUGGAGGUCAUCAAUUCUGACACAAACCUCUCCACAAAAGUUUACUGGGUAGCAGGGAUUGUCAAACUGGCAGGUUUUAAAGCUCUUCUGCGCUAUGAGGGUUUUGAUAAUGACUCAAGCAAAGACUUCUGGUGUAAUCUGUGUAUCCCAGAGGUCCACCCUGUUGGAUGGUGUGCUUCUAGUGUAAAGCCACUGGUGCCUCCGAAAUCCAUCCACCAUAAGUAUUCUAACUGGAAAGCGUUUCUUGUGAAACGACUCACUGGAGCCAAAACACUUCCACCAGAUUUCGCCACAAAGGUUCACGAGAACAUGCAGUACCCGUUUAAGAAACUGAUGCGUGUGGAAGUUGUGGAUAAGGCUCACCUGUGUCGAACUCGCGUGGCCCUGGUGGAACAGGUGAUUGGUGGACGUUUGCGCCUGGUGUAUGAGGAGAGCCAGGACGGCACUGAUGACUUCUGGUGUCACAUGUACAGCCCACUCAUCCACUCCAUUGGGUGGUCACGUAGCAUUGGACACCGUUUCAAAAGAUCUGAGGUGACAAAGAAAAUGGAGGGUCAGAUGGAUUCUCCCUCACAGUUGUUUCUUAAGAUUAAGGAUGUGGAUCAGAGUGGGGAAUGGUUUAAAGAUGGAAUGAAGUUAGAGGCAAUAGACCCUCUAAAUCUCUCUGCUAUAUGUGUUGCUACUGUAAGAAAGGUGUUGGCAGACGGGUACCUAAUGAUUGGGAUUGAUGGUUCUGAGGCUGCUGAUGGGUCAGACUGGUUCUGCUACCAUUCAACCUCUCCCUCCAUCUUCCCAGUCGGCUUUUGUGAAAUCAACAACAUUGAGCUCACACCCCCAAGAGGGUACACCAAACUCCCUUUCAAAUGGUUUGACUACCUCAGAGAAAUGGGUUCAAUUGCAGCUCCUGUGAAACUCUUUAACAAAGAAGUACCGAAUCACGGCUUCCGUAAAGGGAUGAAGCUGGAGGCAGUGGACCUGAUGGAGCCGCGUCUGGUAUGUGUCGCCACAGUAACCAGGAUUGUCCACAGACUCCUGCGCAUUCAUUUUGACGGCUGGGAGGAUGAGUACGAUCAGUGGGUGGACUGUGAGUCUCCAGAUCUCUACCCUGUAGGUUGGUGCCAACUGACUGGCUAUCAGCUGCAGCCGCCUGCCACGCAGACCGCAAGAGAAGCACCGCCAAAUGUCUCGAAACAGAAAAAGAAGACUGCACAGUAUAAAGGACAAAAGAAAAAGAGGAAGAUUCCAGUUGGGAGGAGGCCGAUCGGUUUGGGUGGGCCUCUGAGGAGGAGGAGCUUCUCGGGUGAUGAAGAGCAGACUCCGCCCCAUUACCUGUCCCACUUCUCUGGGUCCGGGCGACCUCCCACCUCAGGUGUAGAGCAUGAUCGCUCUCUCAACUCAGAGGCCUCACUGCAGUUGAAAGAAGAGACUCCUGAGAUGGACGAGUUCACCUUCUCGCAGGGCAUCUCAGACCAGGAGAGCAACGGCUCAGGCAGUUUCUACAUCAGACAGGAGCCCUGAGCAGCAUCAGCCAUCACAGCGCCUCACCUCACUGCCAACAGCACUGGAAAAAUCCCACUCGGAGCGAUGCACACGAGGCCUGGAAGAAGACACAGUGGCUUCCCCUCACACCAGGUCUCUCUUUUUGUUUUUGUUCCUUUUCAAGUUUGAAAAGCUUGAAGAAAGGACUUCUCAGUCAUUGAUCCGAGAGAGAAGGGUGUGUAUACGAGGGGAUUUCGUUUGAAAUGGGGAUACUGUUUUUUGUUGAAACAAUUUGCCCGAUGGACUUUUUCUCCUCAGUGUUCAUUGUACUUGAAGUUUUCUUCACUUUUUUUUCUGUCUUUAUUUCCCCUUUUGGUGAGAAGAAAAAAAAAAAAAGUUUUUGGGGGUAAGAUUUCAGUACCUUGUAUGUUUCUCGUGCUGUUUCAUUUGUUCUGGAUGGGUGUGCAUUUGGUAAGAGUAGUAAAAAUCUAUAUCGAGACAGUAUAUUCAUAUAUGUAUGACAUUCAUAUUAAACACACACAUAUAUAAAUAUUUAAACGUAUAAAUAUAGUAGUGGAAUGAGGGAUGAUGGUAUUGAAAUCAAACCUUACUGGUAUGAAGAGUAGACUAAUGGAAAACACUCACAAUUUGCACUACAGGGAUAAAAAAAAUUUACGUUUUGGCCUGUAAAACGAUAGUAAAAACCUGCAGCUUUAUUAUAUUAUGUGAUUAACAAACAUAAUUAUAGAAGUGGGAUGUGCUCAAGUCAAAGUGAAUAUUGUGAUAUGCAAAAAAACAAAACAAAAGUUAUCAUUUGACGCUGAUGUUUAUGGUUUUAAUUUGUUCUAAAGAGCCAUUUUUAUACAGGCGGUCAGAGUAUUUUGUGAGCCGUCGAAUAAACCGCAAGCAAUCACUGCUACCUGAACACUACCUUCCUGUCAUCUUUGAUGUUGACGGCACAGCAGAGGAUUCUUCUGGUAGACUUUCUAGUAGUAUUGCGAGUCUCUGAACAAUACAGCGCCAGCUUGUUUGUUUACCAGCCUCUUUGUUCGUGCAUCUGCGAGGAAUCGCAUCACAUCCCAUGCAUUUUUCUUAACUCACAGCAUUCAUUCCAGAAGAAAACCAUUUUUACUACCUCUAAAAGAAAAGGUUGAGGAUUCAUGUGGUUCCUCGGCCUCGCUAAGGUUGCAAUAGGUAGUUUUCAUGCUCCAUUUGAAAGGGUAUAUUCAUUAUAUUUUAUGCAAAUGGCAACUAUUCACACUUGGACACAUGGCUUAUUUCACUUUAAAAGUCUACACAUCGUUUAUAUUUGUAUCAUAGCAUAGAGUUCUUGAAAUGGAAAAGAAAGUUAUGCAAUAAUAAUAUCUGUUGUUUUAUGAUGUCUUACUCUGAAAACAAAAAUCACACAGCUCAUAAAUAUAUAGACUAGAAACAUUCUAUCGACUUCAAACAAAAAUAUUCUUACAAUAUAUUGCAAAACUGUGACAAUUUUCUACGAGCUAGACUUGAGCUUUCCCUCUUAUAGAUCGUUCUGAAUGUAAAUAACCUUUAUAACAUCCUAUAGAAUCAUCAACCGAUAUAACAUUUGCAUAGUGGUUUAUCUUAGUAUAACUAUAAGCUCUAUUCAAUACCAGUAAGGUUGUUGGUGAACUCUCAGGAAACGUAUCUCAUCGACUUCUGCUUUAUUUGAAGGUUCGCGGCUAUUGCUUCUAAGAUCAUCCAAUUCUACUUUGUUUCCAAUAUUUGAAGCUCCUGACAAAUGUGACCAUGUCCUUGUUUUCCUCUGGUUCAUCUUUGCUUUGCAUUCAUCAAAUGCCGAGUACAUUUUGUAAAUGGUCACCCACAUGUUGUAGUUAGAUCCAUGUUAAAUUAUGGUUUGUUGUAUAAAGAACCCAUGUUUUUUUCCCCUUUCUCU